UAGACUUAAAAUGGAAGAUACCAAAAACAUUAAGCACAAGAGGAAGCUUCCUAAGACAAAUAAGGAGAGAUCAAAACAGCACAGGAUCAGGAAGAAGAAGUUUAUCGAAGAAAUGGAGCAAGAAUGUAAACUUCUCAGAGAAAGAGUCAGGAGUUUAGAUAAGGAGAACCAUCAACUUAAAGAGCAACUUGCAAAUCUUUCCUCGACUGGAGGUUUAUCUUCAACAAAAAAGUUUGAGCAUUCUUUGCAUCAGUAUGAAGACUAUGUGUACAAUAACUUAGGAAAGAAGAUUCUUGAUGAUCCAGCUCAGGUUAGAUACAGCACUCUCGAACAUGCAGUUGAACAUAUCUAGGAGUUGAUGAUAGAAUCGACUAUAUCAAGACUUUAUUCAACAAAAUCUUAGACAACAUGGUCUCACAUGGCGCAAAGUGAUUCUUCCUGUGAAAUCGCAUGUUUUCUAUCAAAUAAAUGGAAUGGAGCUAAUGGGUCAAAGAAGAGAGGGAAGAAAUAUUUUGCAAAAACUUCAGAUGCUGCCAUCACCAAAGAACAUCUUCACAGACUUCUCCUUAACCCCACAAGCUACACAAAUAUUCACCCCUUCAGUAAGCCCAUAACUAAUACCACAAACACCUCACAAAGAUACAAGAAGUCUGUCUCCCUCAUCCACUAUGAGCUGGUACAAAUAUUUUAAACACUGGGAUUUUAUAGUGGGAAGAGUAGUUGUGACUAGGAUUUUAGAAUAACAAAUCAUAAGCUUUAUGGUGUCCCGCAGAAGAAUUACUAGGAAGAAAAGUAUAGAGAUGGAGAGCUCUCAGGAUAGAUUUUGUUAUUAUUUC
This is a messenger RNA of Moneuplotes crassus, 836 nucleotides long. The record is from the annotation of a GenBank genome assembly. Lineage: Eukaryota; Ciliophora; Spirotrichea; Euplotida; Euplotidae.